Tilletiopsis washingtonensis is the source of this 1140-nucleotide messenger RNA. RefSeq lists its product as hypothetical. The coding region runs from base 1 to 1023 and encodes 340 amino acids. The transcript has 2 exons. NCBI's taxonomy places the organism in Eukaryota, Fungi, Basidiomycota, Exobasidiomycetes, Entylomatales. Gene Ontology annotation, biological process: ergosterol biosynthetic process. Gene Ontology annotation, molecular function: C-4 methylsterol oxidase activity; iron ion binding. The record is from RefSeq and is a predicted model, not a curated record.
AUGCGCUCGACGUGGUUCCUCGCGCCACGCACGCAGUGGAGCUGGGCCAUGGCGCUGCUCAACGACAUGCAGCCGCACACGACGCCCGCGCCGCCCGAGCACUUCGGCCGGCUGCCGGCCAUGUCGAGUGCGGCGGCGCUGGCGACGUUUGUGCCGCGCGUGCUGGCCUUUGUGGCGCUGCAGCAUGCCGUGCACCGCGCCUGGCGCCCGCUGCCGCUGCCCGCCGCCGUGCUCUACUGGAGCGUGGCGUACCAGGUGUGCGUCGGGCACGCGGCGACGCUGCUGCUGCGCAUGGGCGCCAAGUGGGGCUUCUUCGACGGCGCACGCCCGCGCGACAAGGUGCCGGACCUCAUGACGACCAAGAUCGCCGCGGGCAUCCUCUGGUCGUGCGUGGUGCGCAUCGCCCUCGGCGCCCUCUUCCUCUACGACGCCGCCGCGCCCGUGCGCGUCUCGCUCGCCGCGCCGCUGCAUCUCUUCGUCUUUGCCAUGGCGCUCGACCUGUGCUUCUACACGUACCACCGCAGCUGCCACGAGGUGGACAGCCUGUGGGCGAUCCACAAGACGCACCAUCUCACCAAGCACCCGUCGCCCGCGCUCGGCCUGCUCGCCGACCCGGGGCAGGAGUUCCUCGAGGUGAUUCUCUGCCCGACGCUGGCGACGCUGGCGACGAAGCGCCUCUUCCCGGCCUCCUUCGGCUUCUACGAGUGGGCGCUGUGCAUCAUCUGCAUCAACAUCAUGGAGGUGCUGGGCCACAGCGGCGUGCGCGCCCACCUCCCCGCCUUCGCCACGGGCUGGGUGUUCGGCGUGCUGCUGCCGCGCGCCGUGCUGACCAUCGAGCAGCACGACCUGCACCACCGCGAGGGCUGGCGCCGGAGCACCAACUACGGCAAGCAGAGCCUCUUCUGGGACUGGCUCUUCGGCACGCUCGGCGAGCGGCGCGAGGGGCGCGACGACAACGUCGACUGGAGCCUCGGCCUCUGGGACGCCGUGCCCGCGGGCCACACGACGCCGCCGAGCGCGUAGCUGCGGCGCCGCAAACGCCUUUGACGAUGGCUUGAGCCUCCUGCUGCUGCGCUUGAUGUGGUGUGCGGAUGGCCUGAGCAAUAGAUGCAAUGCAAUCGUGAAUGUGCUUGACUUGAC